AUCGCUCGCCUGAAACACGAGCUCCAGCAGAGCCAGGCGGGGAGAGAGAGCGCUGUGCUGGACAAGGAGCUGCUGGAGCAGCGAUUGCAGAAGGUGGAACAGGUGUGGACAGCAAGAGACGCACACAGGAGGGCGGGUCCCGGCAGGUCAAAGUCCUGGAGAUCGCUCGCCUGAAACACGAGCUCCAGCAGAGCCAGGAGGGGAGAGAGAGCGCUGCGCUGGACAAGGAGCUGCUGGAGCAGCGAUUGCAAAAGGUGGAACAGGAUGUGGACAGCAAGAGACGCACACAGGAGGGCGCGUCCCGGCAGGUCAAAGUCCUGGAGAUCGCUCGCCUGAAACACGAGCUCCAGCAGAGCCAGGCGGGGAGAGAGAGCGCUGCGCUGGACAAGGAGCUGCUGGAGCAGCGAUUGCAGAAGGUGGAACAGCAUGUGGACAGCAAGAGACGCACACAGGAGGGUGCGUCCCGCCAGGUCAAAUUCCUGAAGAUCGCUCGCCUGAAACACGAGCUCCAGCAGAGCCAGGCGGGGGGAGAGAGCGCUGCGCUGGACAAGGAGCUGCUGGAGCAGCGAUUGCAGAAGGUGGAACAGCAUGUGGACAGCAAGAGACGCACACAGGAGGGUGCGUCCCGGCAGGUCAAAUUCCUGAAG
Molecule: messenger RNA, 647 nt
Organism: Callorhinchus milii (elephant shark)
Lineage: Eukaryota; Metazoa; Chordata; Chondrichthyes; Chimaeriformes; Callorhinchidae
Product: cingulin-like
Exons: 4
Source: RefSeq, a predicted model, not a curated record